Astyanax mexicanus (Mexican tetra) is the source of this 1400-nucleotide messenger RNA. RefSeq names its product MAK16 homolog (S. cerevisiae) (gene mak16). The transcript has 10 exons. The record is from RefSeq and is a predicted model, not a curated record. Gene Ontology annotation, cellular component: nucleolus; preribosome, large subunit precursor. Bases 181 to 1110 code for a protein of 309 amino acids. NCBI's taxonomy places the organism in Eukaryota, Metazoa, Chordata, Actinopteri, Characiformes, Acestrorhamphidae. Gene Ontology annotation, biological process: maturation of 5.8S rRNA; maturation of LSU-rRNA.
CAUAACUUCCGGAAGUAUCGCGAGAGUGCACGUUCUCGAAGAUGGUGGCUGGUCUACACGUGUGUCUGCUCCCGGUAUAGUAAAGUUAGAGUUUUAGAUACGUUUCAGGUCUUUAUUGAUUAGAGAUCGGACCGGAUUUAACACUGAUACCGAUAAAAGCGCCUUAAAGCAGGAGGCAGAAUGCAGCACGACGAUGUGAUAUGGGAUCUUAUAGGCCCUAAGCAGUUCUGCUCCUAUAAAGUCAAAACAAAGACUGGUCAUUUCUGCCGGAAUGAAUAUAACAUCACUGGAACAUGCAACCGCCAGUCAUGCCCACUGGCCAACAGUCAAUAUGCCACCAUCAGAGAAGAGAAAGGCCAGUGUUUUCUCUACAUGAAAGUUAUUGAAAGAGCAGCCUUCCCAGCUCGCAUGUGGGAAAAGGUGAAACUGAGUAAGAACUACGAGAAGGCCCUUCAAGAAAUAGAUGAGAAUCUCAUCUAUUGGCCAUUUUACAUUCGACACAAGUGUAAACAGCGCUUCACUAAGAUCACACAGUACCUUAUCCGCAUCCGCAAACUUACACUGAAGAGACAGAGAAAACUGGUUCCACUGAGCAGGAAAGUAGAAAGGAGAGAAAAAAGGAGGGAGGAAAAAGCUCUUAUCGCUGCUCAGCUAGACAACGCCAUAGAGAAAGAGCUGCUGGAAAGGUUAAAACAGGGCACGUAUGGGGACAUCUACAACUUCCCUGUCCAUGCUUUUGAUAAAGCUAUGGAGAAGCAGGAUGAGGACAGCGAGACAGAAGAAGAAGAAGAUCAGGAAGGGGAGGAGGAAGAUGAGGAGGCUGGGAAGAGAGAAUUUGUUGAAGGGGAUGAGUUUGAAGAAAGUGACCUCAGUGAUUUUGAGGAUAUGAACAACCUCCAGGCCAGUGGUGAUGAAGACGAAGAGAGCGAGGAAGAGGAGGAGGAGGAAUCAGAAGAAGAGAUGGAAGAAGAAAUAGAAGAGGAGAAAAAGGCUCCUGCCAAGUCUAAAGGAAAGACCCCACUCAAGGGACCAGUGAGAAAGAAACGAGCUUACGUGGAGAUUGAGUAUGAGCAGGAGACAGAGCCAGCCUCCAAGAACAAAGCAUCAUAGAGACUAAAGCAGGACAUGUACAAGAUCAACAUGCUGUGGCAACCCCAGCAGUUCACAGACUUUGGGUGAAAUCUGCGAUUCAUGCAGGCCAAGUUCACUGACAGUCAGCCGAUAUUUUUUAUAACCUGUUAAUCAGAAGAUGAUACAUGUGUUUUUUCUGAAUGGACAGAUUUCUCUGUAUCUAUGCUGUUGUUAAGCAUAAAAUGUUCUGUGAAGAACACUGGUCAAUGUAAACCUACCAGUCCAGCAGUAAUAAAAAAAAACAGCUACACUGUUUGUGCCUCAAACAA